This is a messenger RNA of Pocillopora verrucosa, 1485 nucleotides long. RefSeq names its product microfibril-associated glycoprotein 4. Lineage: Eukaryota; Metazoa; Cnidaria; Anthozoa; Scleractinia; Pocilloporidae. The record is from RefSeq and is a predicted model, not a curated record.
AUGUGUGUUACAAUUUUACAGUUUAAGUUUGACAAAUCGUCUAAGAAUCUUCUCUAUCUUUAUGUUUUACUUGCCAACACGUUAAUAUCACGCUGUUGUUCUGCUGUUCCAUCUACAGAUGACGAAUUUCGCAGCAUCGUAUUUAAGGAAUCAGUAACAAACACGGCAAUGAGAAAUCACGUGAUCAGGAGCACUGAGGUGACUAAUGAAGGGAGCUGCAGAGUGAUGUGUUAUAUGGAGCCUAAUUGUGUGUCCAUCAAUGUGGGUCAUUUGGAAGGAGGAAAACUCAUAUGCGAGUUGAACAACGCCACGGAUGAAGACCAAUUUGUCAAAUUUCUUGAGAACAAACCAAGUUUCACCUAUUCAGCCAUAAUCGAGAAUCCAUGCAGCAACAACCCAUGUGCAAACAGUGGCACCUGUCAGGCUGGAUUCACCAGUAAAGGUUUUCGUUGUCUCUGUCGACCUAGAUUCACCGGGGAAAACUGCCAAUUUAAAGUCAAACGAAAUUGUGCUGAAAUCUACAAAUCUGGUCAAACAACUGAUGGUGUGUACACCAUUAAACCUGAUAAUAUGUCUAUCUUUGAGGUAUUCUGUGACCAAACAACAGCUGGUGGAGGAUGGACAGUGUUCCAGAAGAGACUGGACGGCUCGGUUGAUUUUUACCGUCACUGGAACGACUACAAGCACGGCUUUGGUGACCUAAGUGGGGAGUUUUGGCUCGGACUGGACAAGAUUCACCUCCUGACCUCAUACAGUCACAACAUGCUGCGUGUGGACUUAGGAGACUUUGGUGGGAACACUGCUUUCGCUGAAUAUAACAGCGUUGUUGUUAUGAGUGAGGAAGACAAGUACAAGCUGAUCAUUGGUCCUUACUCAGGAACUGCUGGUGAUUCUCUCGCUUAUCAUCGUGACCUGCCAUGGAGCACUCACGAUCAAGAUAAUGAUGAAUUCGCGGAAAAUUGCGCCAAGACGAAUCACGGAGCCUGGUGGUAUCGCAGUUGCUAUGCCUCCAACCUAAAUGGCCUCUAUUAUCGAGAACAGCACUCUUCCGAAGACGGAGUGGUCUGGUAUCACUGGAGGGGAAAUUUAGUGUCCCUGAAAAGAACAGAGAUGAAAAUAAGGCCAACGGAUUUCUGAAUUUCAAGUCUGAAUUUGCAGGUUAUACAACUUCAGGGUAUACCACGUCUACUGAGCAGAUUUCAGUUUUUCUCGUUUGAUUGUUUGUUUGUCGGUUUCGCUUGUUAAGCUUAAGAUUGUCACGCACAUGCGCAUCAAUAGUUUUAAAGAUUUGUAGCACUCGAGUAGGUUUCUACAGUGGAUAAUUUCUUCUCUAGGUCAUUUCAGAUCCGAUUUAAAAAUCCUAAAGUACGUGAGAUGGAUAAGGAUUUUAAUUGAGCUAUUUUCGAAAUUAAAACAGAUCGUACCAUCGGAAAGAUUAUUCAAUCAUCAGCAGUGAGGGAUUUUUUUUACUUAAACUCUCUAAUG